Acinonyx jubatus (cheetah) is the source of this 1260-nucleotide messenger RNA. Its product is annotated as olfactory receptor 6M1-like. Bases 1 to 942 code for a protein of 313 amino acids. Gene Ontology annotation, molecular function: G protein-coupled receptor activity; olfactory receptor activity. The transcript has a single exon. The record is from RefSeq and is a predicted model, not a curated record. Gene Ontology annotation, cellular component: membrane. NCBI's taxonomy places the organism in Eukaryota, Metazoa, Chordata, Mammalia, Carnivora, Felidae. Gene Ontology annotation, biological process: G protein-coupled receptor signaling pathway.
AUGUCUUCAACUAUUCUGCUUUUCUUUGUUUGUUUCUUCCCCCUUCCAGUUGAAAUGGCUAUGAGAAACCAGAGUACAUUGAGUGAAUUCACAUUGGUCUCCCUUCCUGUCAUCCAGGAGCUUCAAGUCUUGCUGUUUGUCAUUCUCCUGCUGGUUUAUAUGCUCAUCAUAACAGGAAACAUUGUCAUCAUUUCCUUAAUAUGGACUGAUAAUCGUCUCCAGACACCAAUGUAUUUCUUCUUUAGUAAUUUGUCAUUUUUGGACAUUUUGUUCACAACUACUAUUGCCCCACAGUUGCUAGCUUGUCUCUUAGAAAAGAAGAAAACCAUAUCCUUUGCUGGCUGCAUCACUCAAGUUUAUUUCUACUUCUUUCUGGGGACUGUGGAGUUUAUCCUCCUAGCGGUGACGUCCUUUGACUGCUAUGUGGCCAUCUGUAACCCCCUGCGCUAUACCAUCAUCAUGAAGAGUAGGGUCUGUCUCCUGCUGGUUCUGGGCUGCUGGGUGGGAGCCUUUCUCUCAGUGCUAUGCCCAACUAUUGUGGUGUCCAGACUGCCCUACUGUCAUAGAGAAAUUAGUCAUUUCUUCUGUGACAUUGCCCCUUUACUACAGGUGGCCUGCAUUGAUACCCACUUCAUUGAGAUGAUAAACUUCCUCUUAUCUUCCCUUGUGGUCCUCAGUUCACUGGUGCUCACCACCACAUCGUACACCUACAUCAUUUCUACCAUCAUGCGCAUCCCCUCAGCCCAAGGACGUCAGAAGGCCUUUUCCACCUGUGCUUCUCACAUCACAGUCGUCUCCAUUGCCUAUGGAAGCUCCAUCUUCAUGUACGUGAGGCCCAACCAGAGCCAUUCACUGGAUUUUGAUAAAGUGACGGCUGUCCUCACUACAAUGGUGACCCCUCUUCUGAAUCCUUUCAUUUAUAGCUUGAGGAAUGAAAAGUAAAGGAAGUCCUGAAAGAGUCAGUUAGCAGGAUAGGUCCACCACAUUCCAAGGGAACAUAACACUAAGCAAUUUCAGGACAUGUAAGCUAUGCUUUCUCUCUAUAGCACCUUGUGCCGUAUGAAGACUGACACCAAAGUACAACUGAAGUCUCAGAAUCUGUCAGCAGGAUGAUUAACCAUCACACAUCAUCAACAGUGAAGUAUGGAAAACCAGAAGGAAAAAAAAAAAGAAUUCUAUGUUCAGUCUUUGAAAUAUUUUUCAAAUAGUAACAUAGGAUCAUGGAAACACUCCAGGCCCUGAGUCACAAGAGCUAAUGUC